GCUUUACGUCGCGCACAAAGGCAGCCUCCCAGAAGCGCUCUGGGCCGGCGCCGUUUCGCCGAAGGCGCCUGAGGACCCCCGCCCUCAGCUUCUUCAGAAAGGAAGCCCCGCCCCUCGGCUCCCUACGCCGCCACGCAGCUCAGCUGACUGAGGAAGACGUUCUGCGGCGGCGGCUGCCGCACAACCAUCGCCGUUGCUGGCAGCGUCCGCAGCGCAAUAAGUAACAGCGCCUGGUGCUGCCAACUCUUUCUCUUGCUCUCUCUCCCGCCCCCAAGCUCUCGCGCGCCCCGCGUCAACAUCGCCGCGCGCAGCUUCCCGAGCUCGAGGCCAGCCGCUGCACGCACGCGCCGGCUCGUCAUCGGCUCCGUCUGUUUCCAACCCCCCUGCUCGCCUUCGCGCGAGCUCAGUCGGGUCCCUCAGCCGAAGAAGCGGAGCCUCUCUUCGCCGCCUCUUCCUUCUUCCCUGGGUCUCACUCCGGUUUGGGGCUUCCUCUUCCCGUUUUAUAUUAUACUACACCUCCUUCAAGCCUCCUCUCAGUUCACUUGGGACAGCGGACGAGGAGGAGGCCGGCAUGUCCGGGCAGCAGCAGCAACAGCAGCAGCAACUCCCGGCGACGGCUCCUCAAGCCCCGGGCAACCCUACUCCCUCACCGGCCUCGGCCGCCCUCCUGCUCCACCCGCCGCCGCCUCCCCCGCCGCCGCCGGCCACCUCGGCCCCGCCGCCGCCCCCUCCUCCGCCCGCUAUCGCCGCCGCCGCCGCCACAACAGCCGCCGCCGCCUCAGCUGGGCCCAUGCCUGCCGGGAGCGGCGGCGGCGGCGGCAGCAGCGCCCCGGCGCCCUUCCCUCACGGCGGCGACCCGGCCCUGAACGAGCAGGAGAAGGAGCUCAAGCGGCGCCUCAAGCGGCUCUACCCGGCCGUGGACGAGCAGGAGACGCCGCUGCCGCGCUCCUGGAGCCCGAAGGACAAAUUCAGCUACAUCGGCCUCUCGCAGAACAACCUGCGCGUCCACUACAAAGGUGAGAGGGACGGAGGGAGGGCGAGGCCGAGGCCGCCGCCAUCCCCAGGCCCCCUCCGCCUCUUCCUCCGAAAGGCAGGCUGAGAAACUCCCAGGGAAGCUCUGAACGUCUCCCCCGAAACCGUCGGGAGGCUUCGGUUGUUGCCUUUCUUCGCCGAGGUCGGUGGACCCCGAGCCUAGACUUCCUUCCCGCACCCCGCUUUCCGAAGACGGCACACCAGUUGGGCCAGUACAUAUUCCCCUCCCGUGACUGGAGCAGAAUAGCCCUUUCUCUUCUUCCCCUACCCUGGUCGUUGGAGGAGUCCCUCAGUCCCCCCCCCCAAAAAACCAUUGUUUUUCUUUCCAUCUCCGGCAGACAAUGCUGACGCCAGUCCUGCAAGCUCCCCAACUCGCCCACAGAAAGAUCUUGUGGCACCUGCUCUCCCCCUCCCCAGUUAACUCCUUCCUUGAUCCUUUCUGUUUUUCUUUCUCUACGCCCCCCUCUCCCAAUACCACCUCUUUGAGCAAUCAGGCCUGUUCCGGAAGCUAGGCCUCGGAUUACCUUUGUCAAACCUUCACUCCUAUGAUCUUAGGGUGGGGUGUAUAUAUGUGAGUAAAGAAAGACAUUUGGGACUUUAAUUUGAGGUCAUUGCUCUUCUACCCCCCCCCCCCAAAUCUCACAUAUCCUUUCCUUAGUGGGGGAACAGAAGCAUCUUGAGAAGGAACCAUCAUGGGGGAGGGGGAAAUGUAGAAAAAUAGAACAACAGGAAAUAGCUCUCAUUGGAUCUUCCGAAGAAUUUAGACAGCCAAGUGGAGACAAUCUGGCUUUAUCCCUCCCUCCUUGCUUGUCUCUCUCCACUGGUUUCAAAUAUGUAAGGGACACUCGAGGGAUCCUUUGCUUUCUGGUUUGGGGGAAGAGGAUAAACAAACUCAGCCGAUCAGUUCUCUUGUUGAAUAACAGCUUGGGGUCAGGGGAGGAGAAAAGCAAGUCAGUCACUGUGACGUGUCCAAUUAAAAAUAACCAGUUAUGGCAAGAAAUGUGUGUUUGUUUAGCAAAAGUACAAAGGUCAAUACAGGUUGGAAGAACAAAUGUAAAACUACUGAGCAUGGAAAAGUGAGGAAAAUAGGUUAGAAAAACAUUGUUCGUUUCCAGGAAUUCAAAAUGUUUAUCACAUUACAAGUAGCCCCAAAAUAUAUUUUGACAGAUUUCCCCCCUUAUGUCCACAAGCAACAGUGGGGUGUAUUACUUCAUCAAAUAAAAGAAACUGAAUUUUCUACUAGGGUGGGGGUUUCUUGUAACAGAUUUUUUUUUUCCUGCAGCUUCUGGAAAUGGCAUACAAAACCCAGAUACGAUUUUAAAUAGAGGAGGUGGCUGGUUAAUGUGAAUCUAGAAAAAAUAUACCUAUUGUAUAGGAAGCAAUAGAGUUGGCAAUGAAAAGCCGGUUCUUGUAAGAUUAUAAGAUGUGUAUAGAAGGGCAGUGGGAAGCCUUCAGUGUAGUUAGACUUGGAAGAGUAUAAAAUGUUAAAAUUGAAGUAAAAUUACUAAUGAACACAAAGGAAUCUAAACCCAGAAUCUAAAAUUUCCCAAGCCCUCUGCUUAGGAUGAGUGUCGUUCUGCUUUGUUGUUUUUUUGUGUGUGUGUUUGUUCAUGCAUACAUUCACUGUGUUAUAUGGAAGUGCUGUGUUGUAUAGAAACACUGUAUAUAAGAAAGUUGCAGUCAUUCCUUUGAACUUCCUGUUAGGUUCAUGUGUGUAAUGCUUUCAGCUUCUUUUUUGCUUGCUAAGGUAUGGUUAUUAUGUAGUGGCCUACACUUUGGGGAUUAAUUUGUGGUUGUCUCAACUAUCACUUUUGUUGUUCCUUUGUGUUAUCUUGUGUGCUACUUUCUUAGUAUAGAAUACUUCUGACUUAUGGCUUGACUUAAUGUAAAACUAUAUUUAGUGGCGUCUUUUUUCUUGUGCUGCAAUGCUCAGAAAUAGUAAUGCACUGCACUGCAUUGCUCAGAAAUAGUAGCAUAUUUCUUACAGAGCUUACAGUGAGCUGUGACCACAACUGUGGAGAAAAGGGGACAGCUUCAUAACUUACUAUUCAUAAACCACUUUGUAAUUACUGUUACUGAAAAAUACCUUCAGUUUACUGAGAAUGUGGAGGGAAGGUCUUUGAAGCGUUGACUAGCUGGGCAGGUAGGCAUCGCUGAAAACCAAGGGCCUGUAUCUGAUAAGACUUGAGUUGCUUGGACCUAAAUAAGAAAAUGGUGAAAUGCUUUUCUUUUUCCAUUAUGUGGGAUUGUGAUAUUUCUAGUUAGAAAAGCAGUUUCUUCUUGCAAGCAGCAGCCCCACUAUCAUUUAGAAUAUUUAGAAAAAUAACUUGCAGAGUGACUCAAGUGUUAGAAUAAUAGAUAAUAUCAGGAAAAAAUGGUAUUUGAGUUUUGCAUAUAAUGAAAUUUCUGAAAAGUUCAGUGCUUAAUCAGUUAUUGCUUUGGCGGUUAGUCAUAUCAACUUAAGGACAAAUUUUCUAAAAGUAAACUAUUGUAACAGCAUUCUUUGCUAAACUCUAGAUAGGAUCACAUAAAAGUAUGAAAUUGGUCAGUGGGUGAGACCUCUAUUGCCAGGUUUUCAUGUAGAAUAUGGCUGGGAUGGAUAGUAGUGCAAGAAUUUAUCAAUUUGUUCCUGUGCAGCUAUGUAAUGUACAGUAGUGAGGAAGUUUGCUCAUCUUUCAAGAAGUUACAGUUAGAAUUGCAUGAGUUCUAUAUUUCAUGGUGCCUACAUUAAUUUUCAGAUCAUUUAAGUGUAAAUCCUGUUUGUUAAAUCCUAUCCAUCUCAGCAUUGACUCUUAAUGAACUGAUAAUAUAGUUAGCUUUGGGACAUUCAUAAAUAAAAUGAAAACACUACUUAAAAAUUGCAUUCUACUUUAUAUAGUGUAGAUAUUGUAAAUAAAAUACAUAUAUGGAAACAGGUGCAGGGGGACAAGUUUCUUCUGCACCCUGAAUAACAUAAAUAAUGCAUUUUAAAACAUAAAUUACUAGGCCCUGAACUGAAUGCUGAUUGUUUUGCUUUAACUUGUGUGGGCUGCCUGCUCUGUUUUUGUUUUCUAAAGUACCCACAUGCUAAUAAAACCCACAUGAUGUUUUAUUUUUCUUUUAGUUUGUUUUACACCUAAUCUACUCCAAAGGGGUGGGGGGGCGAAGCUUUGUAAGUGUCACAUGACUCAACAAAUUAGCACUGUUCAGAAUCAUACUCAUAAUAAAUGGAGGGGAGGGUCUUCCUAAUGUGACACAAGAAUUGAUCAAUCAGUGCUGUGUAAUCUACCUUUAGCUCCAAACUAGAAUAACAAGUUUGCUCUAAGAACAAGGUACAUGGGUUUAAGUACAGUGAUUACCAUUCAUAGUGGGCUUGCACAACCUAUGCAUGUCUGCUUGUACCCUCAAGUUGCAAUCCUGUGCCUACUUACCUAAGAGUAAGUACCAUGGAAUUUUGCAGGAGUUACUACUUCUGAGUAAACAUCCAUAGGAUUGUUUGUUUUUUAAGUUGCAAAUCCAGUAAUAUAUGUUUGUGUUAACAUUUUCUAAGUUUGCUGAAACACAGCUGAAUAACAUAUACAAAAAUGCAUCUUUGUUGGAUGACAUGCUGAAAUAUUAUUUGAUUGAUCAAAUAAUAUAUUAAAAUAAGUAUUCUAUUUAACCCUUUCUUCACAGUAAAUAAGGAACUGGAGAAACUAGAUAAUUCAUUGCUGAUAAGAUAAUGAUUUAUAUCUGUUGAACUACUAAUUUAAAAAUAUUUGAUGUUCAAUGCUGAUGGAAUAUUUUUAUAUAGCAGAUGUCAAAGCAAAAGAUGAUACAAAACUUAGUGACAAUAGUCUUCUAUGUUUUGCUUCGGACAAAGUUCCAGUUCACUCACUGAUACGUUACUCCAGUGCAAAGGAAGAAGGGUUGCAAUCAGAUAUCAAAAUAAGGAAAACGUUUCCAGACUGGGGCAAGGGUUGCCUAUGUGGUGCCCUCUAGAUGUUGCUGCAACUUCUAAUCCCUGAUCUGGGACUGAUGGAAGUUGUAGUCCAACAACAUCUGAAUGACACAUGGUAGCAGUAUUCUUAAGAGGGUUUCUUCUCUAGUCUUCAGAGAGUAGCUGGAGGUGGGGAAACAGAAAAAGGUCCUUAAUCUCAGGGUCGUGUGUUCGAGCCCCAAGUUGGGCUAAAAGAUUCCUGCAUUGCGGGGUUGGAAUAGAUAACCUUUGUGUUCCCUUCCAGCUCUACAGUUCUAUGAUUCUACCCAGUGCUUUUUUUCUGGGGGUAAGCAGGGGUACGCAUACCCUUAAACAUUUUGUGAAUCUUAAGUUUGGCCUCAUUGAGGGGCAGUAUUUCAAUAUGAGCACGAAAAUGAGUGUACCCCGAAACAUUUUUUAAGAAAAACACUGAUUCUACCAGAGCUUUUCAUAAUACUCUGACAGCUGAUGCUUAGGUUCACCUUUGAAAGUAUAUGCAGAUGUGGGAGUAACCCCAAAUUUCAUUUUUAAGAUUCUGUAUUUCUGAGUGAGAUGAUACGCAGGUAUCAAAGUAACUCCUAUGUCUGCAAAUACAUUCAGGGAUCAGUCUAGAUACUGGUCUGGGAAAUACAACAAUUUGCUUUUCUCUGUGGCAGAUGCAAAUGCCUGUUUUUCUGCCAAGGCUACUUAAAACUCAUAUUCUCUAAUUUGACAAGUCCUUGAUGCAGAAACCAAGUGUCACAAUAUCAAUACACUAGGAGUGCAAUCGUGUGCACAGCUGGGAUGAUUAAAUCCUGUUGAAGUCAGUGGGAUUUAAGCAGCAUAUGUGCACAAUUGCAGCUCAGAUUAUUAAAAACCAUGUUGCAUAAUGCAGAUAUGUGGUUAAGCAAAAUGUAUGAUCAAACAUGAUGAAAUUUGGACUAGAGAUUGUCUGGUGUGAGGCUACAUAUCAAGUGGGACUAGACUUGGAGCAAUGGAACUCUGUAAAUAAACCUUCAAAACUUACCAACCUGCACAUUUUACUAGCCUGCUAAGAGGCUAGUAAAUGGCUAGUAAACUAGCCUGCUAAGAGGCUAGUAAAUGGACCAGUCAUUUGAUCGGUUUUGCAAUGGAUUUAGUAUUGAUUCCUAGGCAGGUGCCAAUAGGAUGUCUGGAAAUAGUUAAGUGAAUGUUUCAUUUCCUAACUGUUUCAUUUACAAUCACACUUCUUUUAUUAUAUGAAGUAGUAAAUGUGUAUUUUAAUAUAUUUUUCAGGCCAUGGAAAAACUCCAAAAGAUGCUGCUUCUGUUCGAGCUACUCAUCCCAUACCUGCAGCUUGUGGAAUAUACUAUUUUGAAGUUAAAAUUGUCAGCAAAGGAAGAGAUGGGUAAGGUUUGAGUGCACCUUUGUUUCAGAAACAAUUUAAUUUAUACAAUACAUCUAUUUCUGCUAAAACAAUAAUUUAGUGUUCAUGUUGAAAAAUGUCCAGAUUCUACUUUCUGUUCAGAUCUGGUAAAAGUAGUAGAUAUUUAAUCAAGCUCUCUCCACAUGUUUAAAAUUUAAUCCUAGUAAUUGAUUUUAGAGUUGCAGACCCAAGUUUCCACAAAUAGUCCAGAGAAAUCAAAUUCUCGAUUCACUUUUGGCAUGAAAGGUUACAAUUGAAUUUUAAGCAGACAAUUCAUUUCCAUUGAUAAGUAUUUACUGUAACAGUCUGAUGGAGUCCAGAAUUGCUUGAGUUGUAUUCUUUGCUGGCCUUUAUGAACAUAGGAACAGCACCUGGGCACUCCUUAGAGUGUUAGUAAGCAGAGUAUAGUAUUCUUCGGGUUUCCUUUCACUGUGAUAAUAUUUUAGUGAAUUCAGAUGUUGCCACUCGUUUUAAAUAGUUUACUGCAGUAUAGAAUGUGAAAAUUCUGAUCUCUGUGAUUGGAAUUGAUAUGUCUUACUCUACAAUCCUGCUUAUCUAGCAUGCAGAAAGUUAAUAUCUAGGACACAAAUAGAUCAUGGCUUUCACAGAUUGUUUUGGUGGCAUCUUUUUCUGGGGCACUGAUGUUGAAAAGUCUCAAUUGCUGCCUGAUUUAAAGAACCAGUCUUAGAAAUAUUAUAACUGGAGUGCAGAACUGAAGUUGUUGAUAAUUCCAGCAUGGGCAACAAUGUGUUUCAAUUAGUAAUUGCCUUUGGGAGAAUCUCAAAGAAGUAAUCUCGGAAUAAGACUUAUUCUGACUAAAAGGUUCUCUAUGCCGAUAAAGCCAUUCAUACCGCAAUGUUUUAACACCUUAAUGUUUUGCAUUGUUAGAGUCAAAACUUGCAUCUGUGGUGGAGGCUAUAAUAUGAAGUAGCUGUUUGGAAGACCUAAGUUGAAGUAGGGACGCGGGUGGCGCUGUGGGUUAAACCACAGAGCCUAGGACUUGCCGAUCAGAAGGUAGGCGGUUCGAAUCCCUGCGACAGGGUGAGCUCCUGUUGCUCGGUCCCUGCUCCUGCCAACCUAGCAGUUGGAAAGCACCUCAAAGUGCAAGUAGAUAAAUAGGUACCGCUCCAAUGGGAAGGUAAAUGGCAUUUCCGUAUGCUGCUCUGGUUCGCCAGAAGCGGCUUAGUCAUGCUGGCCACAUGACCCGGAAGCUGUACGCCGGCUCCCUCGGCCAAUGAAGCGAGAUGAGCGCCACAACCCCAGAGUUGGUCACGACUGGACCUAAUGGUCAGGGGUCCCUUUACCUUUACCUUUACCUUUAAGUUGAAGUAUGGGUCUGGUGACUAUGGUCGAUUCCAGAUCUUCCUAUCUGCCUGCAAAAUGUGAACAGAUAGGAUCUGUUGUAGUGUGGUUACGACAGUGGUUGAGGGUGUGACAAUAGGUUUGGAUUGUAAAGUGCUGUAUGGAUAACACAAUAAGCACCUAUGUAUAAUUCACAGCUUUUGUAGAUAUGGACGAGUGCUAGAAAAGCUGAAAGUCAGUACAGUCAUACCUCGUGUUGGGUCUGCGUCAUGUUGCAUCUUUUCACGUUAUUUCCCGCGGCAACCUGGAAGUACUAGAAUGGGUUACUUCCGGGCUUUGCUGCAUGUGCAGAAGCGCCAAAUUGCAGGCGCAGCACUUCAAGUUGCAUUUCACAUUAUGGGCGGGCCUCCGGGACGGAUCCUGUCCGUAACCUGAGGUACCACUGUAUGGCAAUGCUGAUUUUGGACUUGGAUCUUAAACAUUAACUUUGGUUAACCUGGAUUCAGUGGGUAUACCUGGUCAGUUUGCUACCUUCCAUCCUGUAUUUGUCAAUGGUAAAACGGGAAUAUGUGAACUAUAGUGGUACCUUGGUUCUUGAACAGCUUAGUUGUCGAACAAAUCAGUUCCCAAACACCGCAAACCUGGAAGUAAGUGUUACAGUUUGCAAACGUUUUUCAGAAGCCGAAUGUCGGAUUCAGUUUCCGCUUGAGUGCAGGUAGCUCCUGCAGCCAAUUGGAAGUCGCGCUUUGGUUUUUCGAACAGUUUCGGGAGUCAAACCGGCUCCUGGAACGGAUUAAGUUCAAGAACCAAGGUACCAUUUUAUAUCAAAGAAGCAUUAAGAGGCUGAAUAACAUAUGGAUGUAUUUUGAAGAGUAGAAUUAUUACUGAAAUGAAUUUCAUGUUCCUAUAGUUUAUUGCAUUUAUCUGAAGAAAAUUGAUUAAUCAGACAUGAAUUGCCAUAGUGAUUGUAUCUAGAGGUAUGCUUGAUCAGCUAUUGGAGCUUGAUGUGUCUGAUUCAUGCCAGUUUUUACGUAGCUAACAGUAUGUGGAUCAUAGACUGUGGGUUAGGAUCUGGGAAGAAUUACACUCACAAAGGUUCCUGAUGUUUUCUACAGCUUGGUAGAAAUCGUAAUAGGUUUGCCUAAAACGCCUUGUAAUUGUGUAAUCCUGCAUGUUUACUCAGAAGUAAAACCCACUGAAUUCAGUCUGGCUUACUCACAAGAAAGUAGGUGUAGGAUUUUGACCUCAGUAGUUUAAUUUUUACUCCUUUUUAUUGUCUCCUAUUCAUUGCAUUUCACAAUGUCCCUAUACUUCCAAGAGGUAUUACAUAACUUGUUUUCUUCAUGCUGGAAUAUGUUCCCUUGUUAGGAAGAAGCUCCUUUACUCUUUCUCUUCCUUAGCUUAUUUUCUCUUAAGCUAUAGCCUUACCAGCUAACAGUCCAUGUUUGAUGAUGACACUUUAUCUUAGAAAUGCUGACAAGCUGCAUUUCAUUUGUGUAUUGAUCUUGCUGAGACAUUAGGCAAGCUCUUUGAGGAAAAUGCAGAAAACCCUGUUUAGCUAACAGGGUAGUGGGGAAUCAGAGCUUGAUGGAUAGGGAUGUUGGGGACCCCUAAUCAGCUUUUCUUCUCCUGAAGUUAUCAGUUUCUGUUGUGGAUAUUGAAAAAAUAAAGUAACAGGUGGCUUUGUGCAAUUUUUUCUUAGAGUUGGUUUGAGUCCCACUGGGUCUAAAAAAAAGUUACAAAAAGGAAUAAGCUUUCCAUUUCCCCUUCCUGUUUAUACUAUAGCCUACUACUUUGGCCAGUCCAAAGACCAUUUUGGCCAAUCCAUGCCCAUCUACCAAAUCACCUGCUAUUGGGUUACAAAAGCAGUGUAACCAAAAUGCAAGUUUUUUCUCAAUAUUGUUCUUUUCACAUGCAUAGAAACAUCCUGCAUUUGCAUUGGCCCAAGUUUACAGAAGCCAGUCCAGAUUGCUUACACCACAAAUCUAACUUCACACCUCUCAAUGAAAUGUGUAUCUAGUACCUGUCAAAAGAGCAUGUGUGAUAUAUUGUGCUAUAUGAGAAACUGAAACUGCCAAUCCAUACCUCUUUAAUUCAAUAGUAGCAAAUAGAUUUUCUUGCAAUGUUGCUGUUUUGAAGUGGUCAUUUGAAAUUCAAAAAGGAUAAACUUUUUUUUUCAAUAUUACAGUUAUAUGGGGAUUGGGCUCUCUGCUCAAGGUGUGAAUAUGAACAGACUACCAGGUAUGAUAAGAAAUCAUUGUUUUGUUUUAAAACAUUGUUUUAUUCCUGUGAGAUGCUGAUCAGAACAUCUUUUUUAGAUACUAAUCCAGAUAACCUGUAAAAACCUUAAAAUUCUGUUGCUAGCAUUUUGUAAGUUACGCCCGCACAUGUGAGUGUGGAGUUUGUAAAAAUGCUCUCCAAGCAAGAAAAAUACUCCAGCUGACACACCCAUCACUUAAUAAAGUUAUCCAAACCUGAUCCCACCCUCAAAUAGUUUCUUAAAUUUCCCUCCAUAAGCAGUGAUGGGAAGGUUUAUCUUUCUCCUCACCCCAAGUUCCAUUUCAAAACAGUUUUUAUUUUCCUCCUCCUAUCCACAUUCCAGUACAAUUCUAUAUAUGUCUACUUAGGGGUAAAGUCCAUUAAGCUUAAAUGAGCUUACUGAAGGUGGUGCUGGCUGAAAGGCACUUUCCCCAUCCUCCCAAUCUAGUAUCCCGACACUUCAUGGUUUCAUCCUCUAUCUCUGCAUCACCAAUUCUUCCCCAGGCUUUAAAACAUAUUCUCUCCUCCAGCCUCACAAAUAUGCUACCAAACACUCAGAAGUCUCAUCUCUGUGCUUCUUUGUAUUGCUUGUUCUAAGAUAAGAGGCCUUUGGAUUUAGCAGCUUGCUGCUGCAGCUCUAAUGCUACUUUGUAGUUCUUCUAAUACAGCAAAGCAUUUAUACUCUAAAAUUUCAUAAAUAUGCUGAAGUACAGUUUUAUGUUCCAAGUCACAUACCCAUAUAUUUCAUGUUCUUAAAGUAGUAAAGUAAGUUUUAGCUUGAUAAGAAGAUAAAUAUUGCAUUACAUCUGAAUUUCCUUCCAGCAUUUCAAUACUCUUCUCCUGUGCUUGUCCCCCAGCCCUGAGGUUAAAUUGUGUUUCCAGUUUAUUCAUAGUCUUAUGCUUAUUUUAGGCAUAUGCCUAUGGCUUAACCUUUUUGAAUUCAGUUGUGUUUAUUUUCAGAUGCAUCAUCUGAUUUGCUACAAAGCUAAAUGCUACAUGUUUUGUUUUAAGGUUGGGAUAAGCAUUCAUAUGGGUACCAUGGAGAUGAUGGACAUUCAUUUUGUUCCUCUGGAACUGGACAACCCUACGGUCCAACAUUUACAACUGGUGAUGUCAUCGGCUGUUGUGUAAACCUUAUCAACAAUACCUGUUUCUACACAAAGAAUGGACAUAGUUUGGGUAUGAAGAAGAGUCACUGAUAAUUAAAUAUAUAUCAAGACACCUAAUGAAAUGGUGAUAGCACUCUUUCCAAAUCUAAGAUGUUAAGUAUUACUUUGUUGUUGGAGCUCAGCACUGAAAGAAAACAUAAAGAAAGUUCAAAUACUGUUUCCUCAGUUCUAGGAGGACACUUGUCAGGGCUGUUGUCAGUAGCUCUUUGAGGUUUCAAAAGAGCUCCAAUUUUGCAAAAGUUAAUAUACAAAAUUGCUCACUUCAAAACUGGAAGAAAAUCAAAUUUAAAAUAAACAUUCAGCCUAGAGGCAACUUACCAUAUGACUUUCUGUAUCUCAGUAUUUUCAUAUCUUCUUUCUAUUCUGUUGUUCCCCAAGCCAAAAUUCAUUUUGCACAGUUCUUAUGGUUUUUAUCAGCAAAACAUAGAACAAAAUUAAUAUAAUAAGGAAAACUGUAAAAAUAUUGGUAAUCUGGUACAGCCAUACCUUGUGUUGUGUUAGGUUCAUGUUGCGCCUUUCUGGCUUGCUAAUGCGGCAAACCCAGAAGUGUAUACUUCCGGGUUUUCUCUCAUGCGCAGAAGCGUUCUGUGCGCUUUGCACAUGUGCAGAAGUGCUCUAUCGCGCUCUGCGCGGAAGUGCUACUCUAGUUGCGGACUUUUUGGGGUGCAAACAGCACCCCGGAACGGAUCAUGUCCGCAACUAGAGGUACCACUGUAAUAGCUUUGCAGUUGUUUUGAUCUAGGCUUCUCUUCUGCUGUGGCAGAAGUUAGAGAGGUAACUUCUGCCAGUUUGCCUUUCCCCUUGCAGCACUGUGCUCCUUUAGGAAGUCUGCUCCAGAGGGUUGGAAUACUCUGUGGAGCAGUGUGGGAGUUUGUGCUGGAGGCUGAUGGGAAAAUUGGCAAAAGUCAAUGUGUUUCCCCUGAGUCAAAAGCAUUUUGUGGAUAGAAAAAAUCCCUUCUGCUCGUCGAGUUGAAAUCUAGCUCUAACCCAUGGGCUGGUUAUUUUAAAGUAAAAAAACAAAUUCUCAAAUAAGCUUCAUACUGUUGUCAUCUCCCUAAAACAGAUUCUGAAAGUUAACUUUUAUGUUAGUUCAUUCCUUGGCAAUACAGGUUUCUUAACAAGUUUUCCUGUAAACUGUGUAAACUAUGAUUUACCUGGUAAAACAGGAGUUGAUAACCACCUUGCCAACUCUGCAUCCCUGUUUUUAUUGCCUUUUUAUGUUGCAUUAUCAUAGGUACACAAAAUACUCUGCCUGCUUCUUAACAGCAUAAGAGUACACCUAAGUAAAUUCUAAAAAAUGAGAAUAACUAACCAGUAAUAUUUCCUGUCCUCUUGAGAUCUAAGCUGUUCAACUUAGAUUAUAUGAGCACUGAGUAUGUUCUAUGAUUAAAAUACAUUUUUCUGUGUGACUGUGGCAGCACAAAUCUUAAUUUAUGUCUCUUGAUUACAGGUAUUGCUUUCACGGAUUUGCCGGUAAGAUAAACAUACUAAAAAAUUCAAUAGCAUUCCUAUGUAAAAUACACAUUUCCCUGCUUGUAUAAUAUGUGUUUUUCCUUUUAUUGUAUUUUAAAAUGACAACCAUGGUAACAAAACAACAAUUUGCAAUUGGAACAAAUGUUUCUCAUUUUUACUGGAGGUUUUUAUGAAACUUCCAAUUUUCACAAGAAUAUUGGCAAAAUGCUAUAAAAAUUGCCUUCCAUUUGGUGUGUUAGUACCUUGUGUUAGCAUUUAUGACUUUUGAUGCUUCAGCAAAUAUUUAGAUUACAUAGGAGUCACAAGUAUGGGGACAUAAGUUAGUAGCAGAGCUCAUCCUUUGCAUGCAAAAUGUCCCUGAUAUAAUCUCUGGCAGCAGAAGGUAAGACUUGGAAAGACCUCUGUUGAAACCCUAGAGCAGUGGUUCUCAAACUUUUUUUCUCUAGGCCACACUUUCAGAAUAAAAAUUUGCUCAUGCUACACCAAUUUUUUUAUUGAUAAGAAAUACAUUGGAAAACAAAAAGAAACAACUCCUAGCAGUGCUUGAUUUAUAACAUAGAACACAACUGCUUUUUAAUAUGAUCAUGGGGCAUUCAGAAUGUAUAAAACAAUGCAGCUAUGUACGAACAUUAAUCAUUCCCAAAAUAUAAUUAUAAAUGAGCCUCUUACAUUCGUACCUUAAGUAUAUAUCCAAACUCAGUGAGAGGUGUGAGCUUGCUUUUGCGGUAAUCUCAUUUAUAGUCGGUCUACUUUGAGUCAAACUCUCGUCUCCUAAACAACACAAAGAAACCUUUCUCUUUUUCGAUUUUUCAUAUUUGUCAGUUGAAAAUCCCUGUUCACAACAAUAUGUUGUGCAGAUGUAGAAGAAUAGGCAAUGCUCUUGAAGAGAGACGUGAAUACUGCUUCUGGUUGUGUGUAUAUAAAAUUACUUCUCUACUAAUACUAUACUAUACAACACUACAUUGAAAUGUUUAAAUAUUUCUUAAAUAUGCCCUUGAUUCUUCCCGCCACACUUGCCAUCCUCUUCUGCCACACCAGUGGGUGAGAACCACUGUCUUAGAGCAUGGGUGGGCAAGUGUGAUUCAGUUUUGUUUUCUGCUAGUGGCACUUGCAGUCAUUUUGUUGCUCUGUAUAUCCAGUAAUUUGCUUUCAUGCCAGUUUAAAGUACAUUUGGAUUUUGAGAGAUUAAAGUAUGUAUUGCAAUUAUCUCUUGCAGCCAAACCUGUAUCCUACAGUUGGUCUUCAAACACCAGGAGAAGUGGUGGAUGCGAAUUUUGGACAGCAUCCAUUUGUGUUUGAUAUUGAAGACUAUAUGCGAGAAUGGAGAACCAAAAUUCAAGCUCAGAUUGACCGAUUUCCUAUAGGAGAUCGGGAAGGAGAAUGGCAGACUAUGAUUCAAAAGUAAGCAUUUGAAGAUUAUAAUAAGUCCUUCCUAAAUUUCUAUUCAAAUUUAAGAGAUUUGAUUAGUCUCUUCAGUCUUAGAAAUCCUAGUCUGCAUAUAUGUCGUUGCAUACUUUUAUGCCAGUGGAGGUAAGUUUGCAACACCUGUUAAACUGUGUCAUUUGUAUUUGUCUGGUGACAUUAUCUCCAUGUAGAAUAAUGUUUCUUCUUGUGUAGUGAAGGGGGCUAGAGAGAGGUACAUGGAUGUGAAAGCAAUGCCUACUGGUAACUGCAAUAGCUUUUUCUCUCGAACUUCAGCAAUGCAAAAAUCAUCCCAUGCAUCUUGAUUUUUUAAAAUCUGUGUCAUGACAGUCUCCUUCAAUAUGUGUAAAUUUGGAUUAAGUAAUAUGAGAAGUAGCUGUUACCUUUUGUCAAUCAAUGAUUCUAGGUCUGCUUCCUAUAUAUAAAACAAUUAAAAGACUUGCAAACUUUGUGUCACACCAGUAUCUGACAAUAAUGAUAGAAUGAUGACAUGCACAUUAAUUUCUGAUUCAGUGCUAUCAGUUUAUACUAGAUUGUGCCAGUUAAACAACAAAAGCACCUGACAAUAUCUCUUUUUGCUAUAGUAGUAAUGAUGCCACCAUACAAACUUCAAAUACUGUUGAUUUUUGUCUCUUGAGUAGCUUCUGAAAAUCUUGGCCAUGUGCAUAUAAUUAAUUGAUUGAUAUAUUUAUUUGGCCUCCAUUUGGUAUGGACAUGGUGCUCCAGUUUUUACUUUGUUUCUGCUUUGGAUGAGGAAGGGAGGAAUGAUACUGCACAUGCUCUCCGUUCUGUAAACACAAAAUUAACAUACCAUUUAUCAGCCUAUUUCUACCUUGCAGCUGAAGAUGCUAAAGUUUGCACCAGCAACCUUAAGUGCAGCUUGUUUGUCCCUCCAGGGAACUGCUGAUUGCUCCUCUUCUGUUUUAAUAUCCAGAACUGCCUUAGGUUUCAGAGCUUAAGAAAUUUCCUAUGCUCAGUGCUGCUUUGUAUGCCUAAAUUAAAUAUUUGAUUUAGCAGCAGCAUUAAAUCACUUAACUCUUCUAGACUAGCUCCAUUGUCUUGAAUAGGAAGUACCGUAUUUUUCGUUCUAUAGGACGCACCGGUCCAUAGGACGCACCUCGUUUUUUGGGGGGAAUGAAUAACCCCCCGCGGCUGCCGCCCCAAGCCUCGCGUGCUCGGGCUGCAGGCUACCGCCCCCAGCCGCGCGCGCGCGGCUUGCAGACACUCGCCCGAGCACGGGAGCCCUCCGGAGGGCUCCCGUGCUCGGGCGACAAGCUGCAGCCCAAGCCUUGCGCGCUGGGCGGGACCUCCCGCCGGGCGCGCAAGGCUUGCAGACACUCGCCCUAAGCAAGGGAGCCCUCCGGAGGGCUCCCGUGCUUUGGGCGACAGGCGGCAGCCCCACGCCUGGCGCGCUGGGCGGGACCUCCCGCCGGGCGCGCGAGGCUUGCAGACACUCGCCCGAAGCACGGGGAGCCCUCCGGAGGGCUCCCCGUGCUUCGGGCGACAAGCUGCAGCCCCAAGCCUUGCGCGCUGGGCGGGACCUCCCGCCGGGCGCGCGAGGCUUGCAGACACUCGCCCGAAGCAAGGGGAGCCCACCGGAGGGCUCCCCGUGCUUCGGGCGACAGCUGCAGCCCCAAGCCUUGCGCGCUGGGCGGGACCUCCCGCCGGGCGCGCAAGGCUUGCAGACACUCGCCCGAAGCAAGGGAGCCCUCCGGAGGGCUCCCCGUGCUGCGGGCGACAAUCUGCAGCCCCAAGCCUUGCGCGCUGGGCGGGACCUCCCGCCGGGCGCGCAAGGCUUGCAGACACUCGCCCGAAGCAAGGGAGCCCUCCGGAGGGCUCCCCGUGCUUCGGGCGACAAGCUGCAGCCCCAAGCCUUGCACGCUGGGCGGGACCUCCUGCCGGGCGCGCAAGGCUUGCAGACACUCGCCGAAGCACGGGAGCCCUCCGGAGGGCUCCCCGUGCUUCGGGCGACAGGCUGCUGUCCCAAGCCUCGCACGCUCGGCGGGACCUCCUGCCGGGCGCGCAAGGCUUGCGGACACUCGCCGGGGCUGCAGGCUGCUGCCUGCAAGCCUUGUGAGCCCGCGGGAACUCCCACCGGGCUUGCAAGGCUUGCGGAUAGCUUCCUGAAGCCUGGAGAGCGAGAGGGUCGGUGCGCACCGAUGCCUCUCGCUCUCCAGGCUUCAGCGAAGCCUGCAUUCGCUCCAUAGGACGCACACACAUUUCCCCUUCAUUUUUGGAGGGGAAAAAGUGCGUCCUAUGGAGCGAAAAAUACGGUAAGAGCAGGGGGUCUCAGGGUUGUUACCUUGGCCACUCUCAUGUUUUGUAUCUUCAGUAUCCUAGUAACAAGCAGCCAAAUAAAUGUUGCUGCGUACUUAAAAUAUACAUAAGCAUACAUGUUUCAUUUGAAAACAUGAAAAAGUGGUAACUGCAUGGAAGUUGCUUGUUUAAAUUAAUUUGUAGUGCUAAAAGUGAAUAUUAGAAUAUUAUCCCAGGAUAUUUCUUAAUGUAAAUUUACCUAAACCACUUCUCAAGGAUUUUGAGGAGUUCUUUGUUUGAAAAGUUGCCUCUAGGCUAUGUAUUUACUUGCAUAUGUUCACUUUUUACAGGAUGGUUUCAUCUUAUUUGGUACAUCAUGGGUACUGUGCAACAGCAGAGGCCUUUGCUAGAUCUACUGAUCAGACUGUACUAGAAGAAUUGGCUUCCAUUAAAAAUAGACAAAGUAAGUCUGAAAAAUACUGUAAUUUAUUUUUUUAAAUUCAUUUUUAUUGAAUUUUCCACUUUAACAAUCCAAUCAAAUCACAUUAAAUAUUCCAAAUUAUACAUAUCAAAUAGUCUGAAUAUUUUGCCAAAUUAUAAAUUUUUAAUAGGACUUCCCAUGCUUCACGUUCAGAGGGUUCUGAUCAUCUCAUACUUCUACUGCUUUUCAUAGUAAUUAGUGGUUUCUCUAAUUCUUUUUGUUGUUGACCUUCAUUCUUUCACAGCCUCUGAGUUGUUCCCACAAGCGAGUUAAAACAAACAAUGAUGUGUUUCUGUGUGGAUUUUAUGUCCAUGAUUCCCCUCUAUAAGUUCGCUGCAUCUCACACGCUGGUGUUUCUGCCGAAUCAAUCCGAAAGUCUUUUCGCUGCUGGCAGCCGCCACCUUCACUCAGUUCCGAUAAAAUCAAAUCUAAGUGUCUGAUUUUCCCAGACCGGUUGCAUCAAACAUUAGCCUUUCUAGGGGAAAUUUACGAAAUCAAACUGGAAACACAAAUACAAUGACAUAUUAGAGGCUCACCUCCCCCUAUGACGAUUUGUAAUUCUGCAGCCCGGUCUAGACUUCCAAUCAUGGCGGAUUUCCAAAUUAAAGGUGCGACACAGCUCCCACAUAGAUUCCAGGAAACUGUCCAAGGUUUUUUAAUAUCUCUCCAGCGGUUAAUGAGAUUCUGCUUCUGUCUGAUGUACACACAUUGGAGAAUCUUUUAUCCUCUUCCAAUCAAAUCAAAGAUCAAAAGCCCUAAUUAUAUAGUAUUAUUAUUUCCACAUAGUUUAUAUAUUUAGAGCCAUAUUAUAUGAACAAAUACAAAACUUUCCAAUCUCGCUUGUUAUAGUUUAUGUAAAUUUUUCUUCGGUGGGGGGGGGUGCCAAAUAAUAUAAUAAAGCAAAGUACAGUAAUAAGAGAGGCUCUCCCCCCUUUUCGUUCCUUUCCAACAUACCAACUUAGAUGUUAUGAAAAAUACUGUAAUUUAAAUGUUCAGAUAAUUUUUUUCCUUAGUGCUCCUUAUUCAGAUUUACAGAAUAAUCAGCAGUUAGUGGUCACUGUGUUCCAUAGAUGAUACAAAGAAAAAAGGUUAUCUAAAUAUAAUUAGCAGGGCCGCCACCUGAUAAACCAUGAUUAAAAUUAAUUCAUAUAGAUAUUAUUAUUAUUAUUAUUAUUAUUAUUAUUAUUAUUUUAUUUUGUGCCCCAUCCAUUUGGCUGGGUUUCCCCAGUCACAUAUUAAUGCACUUGGUAUGAGUGCAUUUUUAAAAUACAGUAAACCCUCAAUAUAUGCUGGGGUUACAUUCCAGGGAUUACACUUAAAGCCAAAAUCACAUAUAGUCAAAGCACAUUGGAUGCAAUGGCAGGUGGGAUUGCCGAAGUGUCCCAUCCCCCCCCCCCGACUUCUCCCCCCUUUUUAGUUAAAUGCACAUAAAUUGCAGGAUUAUUGUAUCGACAGAUGUAUAACUUGACAGUUUAGCCAGCAAAAGCUAUUCCACAGUUGAGAGAUCAUCAAUAAUAUUUUCUCUUACAUUCCUAUUAGUCUUUGCCCUACCAAUUACUUUUGGAUUUUAGUGAUUUAGGCAACAGUCCUAAACUAACUUACUUGAGAGUAAACCCUAUUAAACUUAAUGAAUGAGAUGUGCUUCUGAGUAUAGGAUUGCGUUUAAAUCAUUUAAAGCAAUAGUUAAUACAUACAUGAAAUUAACUGAUUAUUGAACUUAAAGGGACUUAUUUCUGCAAAAACAUGCUUGGGGAUUGCUCUUAAUCACUUUCAGUCAUGCUAUUUAACUAAUCUUUACCUUAAAUUAGAGUUUUGCCUUAUAAUUGGUGUAACAGAAUAUUUCUCUUGAUAUGCUAUGGUGCAGUUGUCAGAGUUUCUGAAGGGAUUCUUUGCCUGGCUGCUUCUGCUUGUUAUUGUUGCUGUUGCUUUUUUUAUUAUGGUUUUAUUUAUUUAGUUAGUUAGUUAGUUAGUUAGUUAGUUAGUUAGUUCUUUGAAAUCUGUAAGCUAUUUUGUAGGUCUCCUCCUUUCAAAGGCAGGAUUUGCAAGUUUUAAGUACUAAUUGGGUGUGUAAGAAAGAUGCAAUUUUGUAGUUGAUUUGAUUUGAUUGAUUCAAUUUAUAUACCUCCCUAAACCUGGAGGUCUCAGGGCAGUUCACAGUUGAUGUAAAGUAUUUGUUGCAAACCUGUCUAGCAAAAUCUGGUGAAAGUUGAGGACUUUUAAGAAGAAGUGUUUAACUACAUCAAGGGUGUGGAACUAUAUCAGGGGUGCAGGGUUUCCUCUGCUGGCCAAAUUUGACAGGUGAGUAGGACUACACACAUCUGUCAAUCACCUAAUGUAAUAGUGGCAUCAGAUGAUAGACCACGGUCGGGUGAUUUCCAUAACCACAGCCAAGCUUAUGAAUGGUUACAUUGGUCUCUUUUGAAGGUACUCUCACAGCACCAUUCAGCUGAUGGUUGGUGGAAGCGUUGCCUUCAAAGAGACCUGCUGCAUUAGACAAUGUGGGUUGCAUUGAAAGAGCUUGCUAAAGCAGAGGGGAAAUGUACAGUUCUUAAUCUGUUUCUUCUUUUUCUCCACAGGAAUUCAGAAACUGGUUUUAGCAGGAAGAAUGGGAGAAGCCAUUGAAACAACACAACAAUUGUAUCCAAGUUUAUUAGAAAGAAAUCCUAAUCUCUUAUUUGCUUUGAAGUAAGUCUUAAAGUACCGUAUUUUUCGCCCUAUAAGACUCACCGGCCCAUAGGAUGCAACUAGGUUUUUUGGGGGGAAAUAAAAAAAAAUUAUUCCCCCCCCCAGCCGCGGGAACUCCCGCAGGCUCCCCAAGCUUACAGAUAGCUUCCUAAAGCCUGGAGAGAGAGGGGGGUCUGUGCGCACCGACCCCUCUCGCUCUCCAAGUUUCAGCGAAAGCCUGCAUUCGCCCCAUAGGACGCACACACAUUUCCCCUUCAUUUUUGGAGGGGGAAAAGUGCGUCCUAUAGGGUGAAAAAUACGGUAAAUUGUUAGUACUGUAAAUUGCUGUCUAAUCAUUGGGAGUUUAUGUGGACACCCUUACGACUUUCAAGCUUCCACAGUAGUGAAUGAUCUUGUUGGUUAUGUUAGUGCAGUGAAUUUCAAAAAGUUACUUUGAGUAUUAACUUUUAUUCCUCAGUCUUGAGAACCUCUUAAUUUAAUUUAAUUUAAUUUAAUUUAAUUUAAUUUAAUUUAAUUUUUUUAAGAGCACAGUUAUAAUCCUGAAAGUUCUGUAGCAGAACUUUUGGCAUGUGAAGUUAAUAUUAGAUUAUACAGUGGUACCUCGGGUUACGAAUUUAAUUCGUUCUGGAAGUCCGUUCUUAACCUGAAGCGAUCUUAACCCGAGGCGCAUGUUCCCUACAUAGGCCUCCUGCAGCCCCGGAAGCGGAUUGCGUUUGUAUCCCGGGGCAAAGUUUGCAACCUGGAAUACCUACUUCCGGGUUUGUGGAGUUCGUAACCUGAAGUGUUCGCAAGCAGGACUGUUAUUACCCGAGGCACCACUGUACCUGGUUUCUGUGAAACUGCUAAUAACCCUUCUUCACAGAGUUGUCUUGGACAACUCUGGAUGCCUGUUGCCCAACAAUGUCACAGAAAUCUGCUUCUUUUUUCCUUCUAUAAUUUCAGCUUCUAACCAGGAAAAGAGAGAGGGAGCAAAUGCCCCUCCCCACCCCACCCCAUUAUCUGAGAAUGAAGUACAUAAAUAGGUCUGUGCUAAUUUGAAAUACCUGGACCGGAUUUUUAAAAUAUGGUGAAGUGCUGUCAUGUGGCACUUUAAGAAUUAAAAAUAGUGCCCCUAUUACUGGGGGUGAGCAAUACAAUUCACCGCUUUCUCCUUCAACACUGGAGUAGUCUUUCUCUUGUAUGCUAAGGUGUGUGAAUAUCCACUACUGGCCAUGUAAUCCACUUAAAAAGGAAUAAUUAAAAACCUGCUGUAAAGCUUAUGGGACUUGAGGAAGCAGCUGCAGUUAGGAAUUGAGAAAAGGCCCUUCCUCUGCUGCAAAGCUCCUUCAUUUAUUCCCCAAUCUUCUAUUUUUGAAUGGUUUCCAAGUGGCAGUUACUGUUACAGCUGUGGAAAGGUGGGGGAAGAAGUAGAUGCUCUCAUUCUGCAGUAAUAAUUAUAUGUUUCACUGACCUUCAUUUGUAUUAAACAGCAACCAAACUACUAUAAUGCAAAUCAUUAAUAAUACUGAGAGCAAUUAGAUUGUUGAAAUUAUAUUGGCUUCAUAAACUAACUCUUCUCUCACGUUUCCUAGGGUACGGCAGUUCAUAGAAAUGGUCAAUGGUACAGACAGUGAAGUACGAUGUCUAGGAGGUCACAGUCCAAAAUCUCAAGAUAGCUAUCCUGUUAGUCCUCGAUCGUUUAGUAGUCCUAGUAUGAGCCCCAGCCAUGGAAUGAAUAUUCACAGUUUAGCAACAGGCAAAGGAAGUAGCACACACUGUUCUGGUGAGUUUGAGCUGGCAGAAGCUGGUGUUAUACAGAGGUGUUUCACUUCUGGAUCUUCAGUUUUUCAUCCAUCUGUCUAUUAGCAUGUGAAAUGCUUUGUGUUGUGGCUGGUGUCCCGCAGUGUUGCCACUCAGCUCCUUGCUGGCACUAACAACUUUUCUUCUGCACCUGUCUUAUUUCUAACAAUAGAGACAGACAUGUCCCAUAGUGUAUGGACAAGUGGGCCUCUCUUUCAAUUAACCACUGCAGCUAUUGCCACUGUCAUAAUUUUAUUUAAGAAGCAAAUAAGGAUCAAGCAAAGAGAUUCUUCCAAAAGUUUAAACCUCAUUACAAAAAGAGUGGUUUCUCUUGCUGCAUCCCAUGCUAUCUAGACCACAGUAGAUCAAAUAAUGGACAGCUUGUUCAUACUACUGCUGGGGAGGGAGGAGAGAUUAUGGGAGGAGAGUCCUUUCAGGUGUCAAAAGACAGAAACCAUAUUGUUUUGAGGUUAGCUUGCCCUCUAUGCAAAACCCAUGUUGUAUGGAAUUAUGAAUAUUCAAAAUAAGCACACAUUUGUAAAUUCUAACACUAGAUUAUUUUUAAAAAGAAUUUUUGCUUUUUGGGUUUUAGGUUUUGAAAGUAGUUGCAGUAAUGGAGUGAUAUCAAACAAAGCAUAUCAGUCUUACUGUCACAGUAAACAUCAGUCCACCAGUUUGAAUGUACCAGAGCUCAAUAAUAUAAAUGUAACACGGUCACAGCAAGUUAACAGCUACUCCAGGUAAGUACACUCAUUCCAACCUGAUACCACUGUUCUUCAUCCACCACUGUUCGUGAUUUAUGUAUUGUACUGAUUUUCUAGGACAGGUAACUCAGAUCUGCGUUCCUAGCCAUCAUGCAUAUAAGCGAAAUUGCAUAAAGCCAGGAUCCCCCAGAACUGGGCUUCACUGCAAGGUGGAGGGUUGCUUGUCCAGCUUUGGGAAGGCAGCACAGGGGUUUGGGGAUGCUGCCAGAGCCCUUGCAACACCUUCCCAAAUCUGGGUCCCAUGAUCACAGCUUUGCAUAGAUGCAGGGGAGUAAGUAAAUUGGAGAGUGGGUUAUUUUCCCCACCCAUGCAAAGUUGUGAUCACAUAAGUAAGAUAAGUGCAAGUUGUGAGUUACCUGUAUAGGCUAUUAUUACAAGCUGCAGUGCCUUCAUCUCACCCUAGUGGGUAGGCUUCAAUUCAAAUAUUUUUCUCUAUGCUUUUAGUAUGGGGUAUGCACUAAUCAAUCACUACUUUCCCCACGUCAACCACUUACUAUUCAGGGACUUUUCUCCCUAGUCUCAUAUAAGCUGUAGGCAGCCACCAUUCUUGAAACGGCUGUACAGCACAUACUUCUCUGUGAAAACCCCUUCCCUCUCUUAACCCCCUGUACAAAGAGAAAGUUUAGAGGAAUCUACAUACCACCUCUCAUGUGGAUAUAUUUCAGAUACUCUGUCUGAGAGGAGAGAAACUGGACAAUCCCAUACAUGUCUAUUUUUAAAAAAUUAAACACACUCACGAGCCACAAAUAAAAUAUUUUUCACAUGUCUAUUUAGUGUUUAUUAUUUUAAAACUAUUUUAAUUCUUGCCUGCCUGUAACCAAUGUGGAUAAAUGACAAACUCUAGCCCUGCUGAUGCAUUAUCCUAUUUAGGUCCUAUCUAUGUUGAUGUGGUGGAGGGUCAUGCUUUUAGCACGGCUCCCAAAAUAUGUACGUCUUUUGUGUGGUUGUCUGCAGAGAAAUCCCAGUGUUUGAAAAUUGUGAAUAUGACCAUAGGUGGGAAUAUACUGGAUGUACUCUACAUCUGAAUGGGGCUUAUAUUUUACUUGGUGCACCAAUUUCUGAUAGGCUAAGAAUGAGUUGCAUAGGUUAAGUGGUCAGGAGCAACAGGGAAAGCUGGUCCUGUUUCCUGUAGUUAUGUAUUGUGCUAUUGCAAGAACUGUGGCAGCAUAAAUAAAAAGUGGUGUCUUUGGAGAUUCACAGCCCACACUUAACUUUUUAGGAGCUCAUGUUCUGGCUUUUAGACAAGCCUGGUGCCAGAAUAUGGCAUAUUUGGGCAACAAGUGCCAAGGUCCCUGCAGGCUUCACCACCACUGGACUGCCUCCAUCAUGUGUUUCUGUGAGAACCAUGAUUGCUUAGCUUGCUUUCUCAGCUCUCAUAGUACACCUACAUACAUACCACCCAUUGCCAUGCCACCCACGUGCUUCUGUCAGGGGCGGCAUAAUUAAGAUGGCAGUGCCAGCAAGCUCAGGCUUAUGGGAGCAACCUGCUUGAGGUGGGCUUGCUUUUAUACCCUUUGAUCCACCCCUUAUUAAGGAUUCUUCAUAAUGUAUUGAAUUCAUCAUGAAAUUCAACUUUCUCAUAUUCCAAUAGUAAUGUUUCUCACAACACUUUUGGAUGCACAAGCUCACACAGAGAACCAGACCAUCCAAGAAAGAGCUCUGUCACCCCAUCAGUCAAGUGAUUUAUUUAUUUUUUUUACCAUAAGUCAGAUGCAGAUGUGUGGUAAAAUAGGCUUUUAUUCUUCCCCAGUUGCAUUGUGGGACAUAGUGAGGUGCACAUUUAAAAAUGAGACCCCCAUUCCAACUUAAUGAUACAUUUUUCCUCUUCUCAGCAAUGAUGUAGACAUGGAAACAGAUCACUACUCCAAUGGGGUUGCAGAGACAUCAUCCAAUGGCUUCCUUAACGGUAGUUCUAAACAUGAUCACGAAAUGGAAGAAUGUGACACAGAAAUGGGUCUGCAGCAAAAUUUCUUACAUAUUUAAUAUUACUAUCACCAUUUUUUUGUUUUGUUUACUUGCAGUUAUUUCCAAAUGAAAUUUAGGCAUACCUAACCUGUUUUCAGGCAGUUUAUAUAGCUCUGAAGUGCUAUAGUCAGUGGAAAAUUUUUAUAUGUAAUGUCUGCAUUUAUAAUUUACUUAGUUUGCAUUGGAUUAUUUUUACUCUUGUGGUGCUUCACUAUGGCUUGAAAGACUCACACUUCCUUCCCGUUGUUGUAAAAUAUCUUCUGAAUUUGUAUAAUCUUGGAAGAGAUGGAAUUGUCACACAGAUGCUACUUGAAAUGGCUUCAGCGUUACGCCUUUUGCCCACCACAACUCCUAAGUGGUUCUUAUUGUGUGGAAUUUCUUCACACCAGCAUUACACUUUUCCUGCUAAUGAGUAAAGUAGAAACAACUACAUCAGCUUUGCCUCAGCCCUCCUGAUGUUUUAGAUUACAACUCCCAUCAGCCCCAGCCAACAUGGGCAAUAAUUAGGCAUGAUGAGAGCUGUGCUCUAAAAUAUCUGGAGGGCACCAGGUUGGGGAAAGUUGAUCUGAAUAAUGAGCUAUGUUACUCAUUUUCCCAGUGUCAUAGACCAAUGAGGUACAAGGAUGCUGUCUGCAUCUGCGUGAUUGAGGUAGUGUGCAAGUGUGCUUUUGAUGUCAUUCCCCAAAUCCUUCCUAUCUUGCAGCCUUUUAGAGCAUUUAGGUACAGAACAAACUCAAUUUGUUUAAAUGGAUCAGAUAAAGGAGAAAUACAUGUAAAAGAGAGUGGAGCAAAUUUAGCAAAUGUCUGUGCUCCAUUCUGGAUAGUUUUUGUAAAUUUUCAUCAUACUUUCCCAAGGUGUACCUUGAAAAACAAAACACACACCUACUAACACUACUGUAAGAAUUUUUGAUUAGCUAUUGUUGUAGGUGUGUAUCAAAAAGUGUUUGUGACAAUUAAUGUACCUCUUCUCCCCCCCCCCCCCCAUCCACAUUUUUGGCACUACUUAGUUAAAAAACAAAUUCAUGGGAAUACCAAAAUAUAAAAUUCAGAAGCACUUUCAUAGGACAAAAAGAUUGUUUUCCUUGCAGUAAGCAGUUACAUUUCUAUAGCUACCAAGCCUGAAUCAGGUCUGGAGCCAUAACCGUGGUAAAGGGAGGCAUUUCCAAGAAAGGAAUAUCUUUACUCAGGUGAAGUCCAAGAAUCGGGAACAGUUAGUGAAUAUCCUUUGCUUAGAAUUAUGGGUGCUUAUUUCUAUAAUUUUAGGGAGGGUGUACUGUAAACACAUUCUGGUAUUUCUCCAUAGUGUGUCAAAUUACAGACAGAUGUUUAUCAGGUUUUAUUUAAAAUAAAAGCCCACUUGUUUGUAAUAAAACUUCCAUCACCAUGAUUUGGAGGGGAUCCAACCCAGCACAAGGGCUUCUAGACUGAUGGGGAAAUUGUCACCACUUUCAUGCCCUGUAAAAAUGUUCAUGCACAAAAAGGCAUAUUCUGUGAAACCCAGCGUCUGUCUGCAAGAUUAGCAUGAUGCCUUGCUAUGUGGUGAGCCCAGAAUAUCUCAUAUCAAAUACUUCUUUAAUGCAUGAGCAAGUUGCAGAAUCAGUUGCAUGGUUUAAGAUAGCUUAUCACAGAAUAGUAUACCGUAUUUUUCCUUCUAUAACACACAGAUUUUUUCUCCUAAAAAGUAAGGGGAAAUGUCUGCGCGUGUUAUUGAGCGAAUGUGUGGUCCCUGGAGCCGACAGGCGCGUGAAGGCAAAAAUCAGACAAAUAUCAAUCGUCCGGAGAAGGGAAGCCUUGAAAAGAGGAAGCUGCUGCUUUCCUGCAUUCUGCCUCAGGGUCUUACUGCCCACCCGCUUCUGUUUGUUACUGUGUUUGCUCAAACGGAACAAAGAGCAGAGAAAACCCCUCCCCUCCAGGCAAGCAGAGGGGAAAGCAGAGCGUCCUUCCUUCUAAUUCCUCUCCGUGCUCCGGUGCUGCAACAUGCAGGUGGGGGGGGGAGAGAGAGCUGGCUGGCUUGGGUGGGUGCGUGGGGGGAACUUUUGCCUUCCUUUCCUCCCUCCGGUAAAACUCCUCUCCUGCAUUCUUAGCCAGCUGCUUCUCCGCACACCCCUCUCGGUGCUCCUUGUCCCUUCUAUGUUUUUCCUUCCCUCCCCACUUAAAACGUGGUUACAAAGCACGGAUCCACAUGGAUCCUCAGGAUCUUUGCAUUGGGUCACCCCAAAUUCACCAUCAGAUCACAUAGCAAUGAUCUGAUGCAAAAACAGGGCUGCAGUGGUGCAAAAACGUGGUUACAAAGCACGGAUCCACAUGGAUCCUCAGGUUCUUUGCAUUGGGUCACCCCAAAUUCACCAUCAGAUCACAUAGCAAUGAUCUGAUGCAAAAACAGGGCUGCAAUGGUGCAAAACGUGGUUACAAAGCACGGAUCCACAUGGAUCCUCAGGAUCUUUGCAUUGGGUCACCCCAAAUUCACCAUCAGAUCACAUAGCAUGUCCAUGGCUACAGCCUGCACCAAAAAAAUCACGCACCCACUGUUGCCUGGGGCUGCAAUGGUACAAAAACGUGGUUACAAAGCACAGAUCCACAUGGAUUCUCAGGAUCUUUGCAUUGGGCUACCCCAAACUCACCGUCAAAUCACAUGUCUGUGGCCACAGCAUGAAGCACAAAAAUGAUACAUCCACUGUUUCAUUCAGAUUUUUUUUUUUCUUGUUUUCCUCCUCUAAAAACUAUGUGCGUGUUAUGGUCAGGUGUGUGUUAUCGAGCGAAAAAUACGGUAUUUAAAUUCAUUUAAUCCAUACAAUCUUGCCUAAUGAGAAAUGUUUGAUACGACUGGCUAAAUUUAAAAACAGAACACACACAAAAAACAAAAUAAAGCUUGCUUCGUUACAUUUGCAGUAAUAUUUACAGUGGUCAGGAUCCAGUUUCAUGAGCCCAAGAAAGUCUUGCUUACCUCAUAGACAACUGCUUCUGAAUUUGAGGGAAGUUUCAAAAGCAGUUGAUAAUAUGACUUGGAUGACUCGCUUCCCCUCCUCCAUCCUCUGGGUUAGUAUAGACACACUAAACAAACCUAAAUUAGUUUUUAUUUGAGUCAGCAGACCUUCCUUGUAACCAAAGUCUAUCUUAGAUACUUAAACAGCUCCAGCUUGUGUUAUUAUUAGACCACUGCUAUCAAGACUUGUCAGCUACUAAGAAUAAUGCGCUUUUGGCAUUGACCUCAGUUUUGUAGAACUUCUUCCCAAGGAAGCUUUCCAGAUCCACAUUCUUGGCUCCUUUGGAAGAACAAUAAAAUCAUCAUUCUGUCAUACCUUUUGAAUUUGGGUUCUGUGUGGUGGGUUGUGUGUGUGUGUGUGUUUUAUGUGGUUUUAUCUGGGCUGUUGUCACUUUUAUUGUAUGCUGCUUUGCAGAGUUCUCAAAGUUGAAAAAUGGAUUAGAAAUUAAAGUCUUAAAUCAGAAGCCCAAACCCUGAAUUGAUCAACCACAAUUAUUACUUUGACCUAAUUCAUUGAGUUUGUGUGUAGUCAAAGCACUGUGUUCUCACUGCUGUGCUGUUUAGUGAUAGUGCCUUAUCAUUCUCACAGAGGUUGAUUCCAGUCAGUUAAGACGUCAACUGUGUGGAGGUAGCCAAGCAGCUAUUGAAAGAAUGAUUCAUUUUGGCAGAGAAUUGCAAGCCAUGAGUGAGCAGCUAAGAAGAGAGUGUGGCAAAAACACAGCAAAUAAGAAAAUGCUCAAAGUAAGUUAAAAUGUCUUUCCAGUAAAAUAUGAGCUUGCGCUGAUAUCCACACUGAUGUGCAAUCCAGUCUAUGCCAAGGAAGAGGGUGAUGUUUGCAGUUCUCAGCUCACUAGCUUGUUAUCUGUGAAACAUUAAUGUGCUUGCACCUAUUUGUGUCAAAUAGCCACCCAAAUAACAAAACUAGUACAAUGUGCAGCUGAAAAGCAGUUUGACUUGUUUUUGGUAGCUAGAAUAGCUUUGGUUUUUAAUUCUGUGUGGAGGAAUGAAUUGGAUCAUACUUAAGGAAAUGUAGUGGAAAAUGACUAAAUUAAACCAGAGAGUUGGAAACGAUUAAACAACAACAAAAAACCAGUUUCCUUUCUCAUAAGCACUUUCUGUCCCACCCCUGCUCUGAUAGUGAGCACUUGAUCUCAUAUUGUGUAGUUGUUAGGAACUGUGGCUUUUUACAAAUGUAACAAUCAUUUUCAUGAUUUUAAAAGAGAAUUUGGAAUUUACAUUUGGCAAAUAAUAAAUAGUGCCCUCUACCAAAAGCUCAAUUUUUUAGCAAGAUAAAAAAAUAAUGCAAGUGUACUUGAUUUUAAUCGGAUGGUAAUUUGAUAAUGACAAAAUUAAGCCCGGAUUUCUCAACAGGAUGCAUUCAGUUUACUUGCAUAUUCAGAUCCCUGGAGCAGUCCAGUAGGAAAUCAGCUGGACCCCAUUCAGAGAGAGCCUGUGUGUUCAGUUCUCAAUAGUGCAAUACUAGGUAAGGCUUGCGAAUUUAUUUCAUAGCACAUUUAUUAUUGUAAGUUAACCUAAAGCAAUUAUGGUGUUGUAUGCCAAAAACAGUAGUGUUGCAAUUGCAAUGGCAAUUUUUGGCACUUAACCAAAUCCCUUUGCCGGAAAUGUCAAAGUUACACACUCAUUUUCAUUGAAGGAUUAUUUUUUGUAUGACAUGGUACAUCAAAUGACACAAAUCUUAAAUUCCUCCAAUUCUUAAAUUCUUACCAAUCUUGACUGGUAAGAUUCACAAGGUUUUGAUACCAUAUAAUUCUUGUGUGGUUUAUGUUAUGGUAAAGUCUUGUGAUGUGAAAUAUUCAGUCUCUUUUGGGAUGCUGGGAAGAAGUUAAAGUCCAGUUUGGUAAUUGGAGAGGCACAAUAUUUUUGUAGGAAACGUAUCUGAUAAGAAAGAUUUCCCCCUCCCCUGGUCUUAAGUGUAACAUAUUAUGUAAUCUUUUCAGAGACACACAAUCUACCAAAGCAACCUCCACUUGCUCUUGCAAUGGGACAGGCUUCACAGUGUCUAGGAUUGAUGGCCCGGUCAGGAAUUGGAUCCUGUGCAUUUGCCACAGUGGAAGAUUAUCUACACUAGCUAUGCAUAUGAUGAUGUCCAAGGUGUAUAAUCUGGCUAUAUUCAACAUGAAAGUAGACCAGCUCUGCUGAAUGGAGUUUGGAUUUUUUAAAUUAUGUACUAAGGACAGGUCUGUUGCUUUACAUUGCUUCCUAGUUUACAGCAUGACGCAAAUGAUUUUCUAACCUACUGUUAGGAUAAAUUUUCCAUCUUUAACCAGAGUUAAGUAUCAUUGGUAACAUCAGAUUGACAAACCCUUGAAUUGUUCCAGACAAACCAAAAAAGUCCUGCCUUCAUGGAAGGUUGGACGAAAUAGAUGAUGUUGUGGAUGUGUUAGUAUGUGGGUGAUGUAAACUUCAAGCGGGAUAAUUUGCCAACUUCCACCCCCAUUAUUACAUAGAUCAAUCAGUGUAAUUUGCAAAAUGCAUAAGUACCUGACAGUUUGGCUGUAUAGUAUUGAUGGGAAGAAAUAUUUUUAAUGUGUACUGUAAAACUUGAAAUACUCAGGAGCUGAGUGAAUAUGUUUGUUGCUACUUACAAUCUCAACCUGUUUCCUAGUGGUUUUUGUUUUAACAUGGUCUUUUCAACUCUGUUUCCUGUUUAACUGCAGACAACUUAUGUUGUAGACUCACCUGUUUAACUGUUGUAUUAUAACAGUAUUAUAUGUCAACACAGUGUGGUUAUGGCCUAUUUAUAUAAAAACCAAAUAUUUAGUCAAUUUCAGUCUUAAUUUAAUCUUUGUACACCCUGCAUUUUUAAAAGUGCUUAAAUGAGUACUCUAUUGCAAUAAAAUGUAGUGAUACCAUAAUUAACCAGCCAUUAAAUACUUCUACAUAUGGUAGGAUGGCUACCUUA
This is a messenger RNA of Podarcis lilfordi (Lilford's wall lizard), 29814 nucleotides long. Lineage: Eukaryota; Metazoa; Chordata; Lepidosauria; Squamata; Lacertidae. The record is from the annotation of a GenBank genome assembly.